AUGGCCAAGGCCACCUCUGUCCACGAGGCCGUCGAGCCGGCGGCCUCGCCCGACGCCGAGAAGCACGGCAUCUACACCACCACCUCGGCCGACAACGUGCCCUACGCCGACCAGAUCCCCCACGAGAUGAUGGAGACGCUCGCGCCCAACGGCGAGGCCGACUUUAUCCGCGCCAAGAUCAACGCCAUGUCCGAGGACGAGGCCCUCGCCAUCAUCCAGGAGUCGCUCGAGUUCCACUCGGACGACUGGAACUUUCCCGCCGACAUGCGCGAGCGCAUGCGGCGGUGCCUCGACGGGCCAAAGGUCUACGGCGAGUGGUACGAGCGCGACCUGCGCGUCGACGCCGUCAUGAUGAAGUACUCGUCGCCGUAUCCCGGCGUGCGCGCCGUCGCCAGCCCGCUCGACGACGAAAAGGUGCCCGUGGAGACUAUUCGUGCGUACUUUCUCGGCAUCGGCUGGGCGAUUAUCGGAACGUUCAUGGCGACGUUUUUUAAUAGCCGCUUCCCCGGCAUUGGUCUCGGUAGUGCGGUCAUUCAAAUCUUGCUGUUUCCCUGUGCCAAGGUCCUCGAAGCCAUCUUACCCGACUGGGGCUUCACAGCCUUUGGAACGCGACACUCGCUCAACCCAGGGCCUUGGACGUUUAAAGAGCAAAUGUUUUCAACAAUUACGUACAACAUUGCGAUUUACUCCACAAACGCCUACACCAUGAUCCUCGUCCAGCGCUCUCCCGUCUUCUACGGCCUCGAUUUCGUCGACUUUGGCUACCAGCUGCUGCUAACGCUCUUCAUCCAGCUCAUGGGCAUGGGCUUCGCGGGCUACCUCCGCCGCUUCAGCGUCUACCCCGUCAAGGCGCUGUGGCCCACGCUGCUGCCCAUCAUCGCCAUGAACAGGGCGCUGACCAAGCCGGAGCCAAGGGAAAACAUCAACGGCUGGACCAUUUCGCGGUACCGCUUCUUCUUCGUCUGCGCCGUCGGCAUGUUUCUCUACUACUGGAUCCCGGGGUACCUCUUCCAGGCGCUGUCCACCUUUAACUGGAUGACGUGGAUCGCGCCGGAGAACCUGACGCUCGCCAUUCUGACAGGCUCGCGCCUCGGCCUCGGCCUCUUCAACCCCAUCACGACCUUUGACUGGAACGUCGCGACGUCGUCGUACGCGGCGCUGUCGCAGCCCUUUUUCGCGACGUGCACCAUGUACAUCAGCGCCAUCUUUGGCGGCCUGGUCAUCCUGGGCAUCUACUACACCAACAUGUACAACACGGCCUACCUGCCCAUCAACUCGGCGGCCGCGUUCGCCAACGACGGAACCAUCUUUGACGUCAAGAAAGUCGUCGUCGACAACAAGCUCGACAACGCCAAGCUGCAGGCGUACUCGCUGCCCUUUUACUCGGCCGGCUACGUGCUGACCGUCGGCGCCAACUUUGCCUUUUACCCCGUCUACUUCUUCUACAUCAUGGUCAACCAGUGGAAGACCAUGUCCAAGGCCUACGUCGACUUUUACCGGGGCCUGCGCCACGGCAAGGGCAACUACGAGGACGCCAUGGACGUGCACAACCGCGAGAUGCGCAAGUACAAGGAGGUGCCCGACUGGUGGUUCCUCGCCAUCCUCGUCAUCACCAUUGCCCUCUCCAUCGUCUGGAUCGAAAUCUACCCGCUCGGCAUCCCCGUCUGGCUCAUCUUCCUGCUCAUCGCCAUCAACCUCGUCUUUGCCGUCCCGCUCUCCUUCCUGUCCGCCACCACGGGUACCAACCUCGGCCUCGGCGCCCUCAUCCAGAUCAUCACUGGCUACCUGCUGCCCAACAACCCCAACGCCUUCCUCUUCUCGCAGGCGCUCGGCUCCUGGGCGCUCGCCGGCUACGGCGACAACUACGUCCAGGACCAGAAGAUGGCGCACUACUGCAAGAUUGCGCCCCGCGCCGUCUUCCGCUCCCAGAUCGGCACCAUCAUCAUCACCUGCUUCGUCGCCGUCGGCACGCAGAAUUUCAUCCUCACCAGCGUGCCCGGGCUCUGCACCGAAAAGCAGCCCUCGCAGUUCACCUGCAUGGGCGACGGCCACCCCAUGUACGCCAGCUCCCUCAUGUGGGGGCUGCUCGGCUCCGAGCGCAUGUUUGGCUCCCUCUACCCGCUCUUCAAGUGGUGCUUCCUCAUGGGCUUCGGCAUCGCCAUGAUCUUCCUCGUCGCGCAGGGGCUGGGCCCCAAGUACCUGCCCCCCGUCCGGGAGAGCCUGCGCCGGAAGCUCCGCCCCAACACGUACGCGAUGCUCGACCGCACGCUGUUCCCCUUUGUGGCCUCGCUGCUCUGGCUGAACCCGGUCCUCAUCAUCCAGGGCAUCCAGCACUGGGCGCCGUCCAACCUGAGCUACAAGACGCCCGGCUUCAUCCUGUCGUACAUCUUCAUGUACUGGCUGCCGCGCCACCGCCUUGCCUGGUGGGCCAAGUACAACUACGUCCUCUCGGCGGCCCUGACGGCUGGCCUGGCUGUCAGCGCGCUCAUCAUGUUCUUUGCCAUUGGCUACCACCCGCAUGCUCUCAAGUGGUGGGGGAACACUGUGAGCGGUGCCGGUGUCGAUGGAAGCAACAAGGGCAUUUAUCCGCUUCCUUCGCGUGGAUAUUUCGGGCCCGAACGUGGCACGUUCCCUUGA
Molecule: messenger RNA, 2637 nt
Organism: Akanthomyces muscarius
Lineage: Eukaryota; Fungi; Ascomycota; Sordariomycetes; Hypocreales; Cordycipitaceae
Exons: 2
Coding region: 1-2637 (878 amino acids)
Biological process (GO): transmembrane transport
Molecular function (GO): oligopeptide transmembrane transporter activity
Source: RefSeq, a predicted model, not a curated record